Halichondria panicea is the source of this 1632-nucleotide messenger RNA. RefSeq names its product TNF receptor-associated factor 4-like. Gene Ontology annotation, biological process: protein K63-linked ubiquitination; regulation of apoptotic process; tumor necrosis factor-mediated signaling pathway. The record is from RefSeq and is a predicted model, not a curated record. Lineage: Eukaryota; Metazoa; Porifera; Demospongiae; Suberitida; Halichondriidae. The transcript is spliced from 2 exons. The coding region runs from base 289 to 1608 and encodes 439 amino acids. Gene Ontology annotation, molecular function: zinc ion binding; protein binding.
GCCACAAAAUAUAUUAAAUUUCACAAACACACAAAAAUGCAGUCACACAAUGUGUCUAUUCAGUUUAGUAAUUAAAGUUUCUAGCGUAUCAAUCAAAGAGGCCGAGGCUAUAAUAUUAUUGGAAGCACUAGCUUCAAAUUAAAAAUUAAAUCACUGCAUGAAAUCCAUUGUACUUAAAGCUAUAAGAAAAGAGACUGAGUGUGUGAACACUAAUUAUUCAUAGGGAAGCCAAAGAUCUGUCUAAUCACAUGAUGUCAGUAGUGUCAGUUUGUGAGACACAAAGCAUGCAUGGCACAGUUGAGAAAAAAUAAACGGUUGGACCCAUCACUGAAUGAGGGAGGUUAUGACUACAAGUUCAUAGAAGAACCUGCAGACUCUCUCAAGUGUCUCAUCUGUCUGCUAGUAGUUAGGGAGCCACAACAACAUGGCGGCUGUGGGAAGCUAUUCUGUAAAGUGUGUAUUAACAAGCACACGGUCUUUAGCAUUGUCUGUCCAAAUUGCAGACAGCCAUUAAAUAACUCAAAUGGCUUUCCAACCAUCUUCAAUGAUUUCAGAAGUGAUCAAGAGGUCAAGUCUCUAAUGGUGUACUGCAACACUGCUUGCGGUUGGAAAGGAGAGCUGGGAUCUCUCGAUAAUCAUAAGCAGAAAGACUGUGAGAAUUCAGUAGUCUUUUGCGAAAACAAUUGUGGUGAAACAAAUAUAAGUCGAAAGAAUCUCCAGGCCCAUCUCGAGUCCAAGUGUCCUAAUCGACUACACAAAUGCCCUGACUGUGGUGCAAACAACCAGUACAAAAACCACCAACUUCAUACCAAAUUACAUUGCCCCAAGCGAUUGCAUUCUUGUGUUCAUUGUGGUGAAAACGGCUGCUUUGAUGAGCGUACUUCUACACAUUUGGAGGUUUGUCCCAAUAUGAAAAUUGCAUGUAAAAAGUGCACACAACGUAUCCUGCGCUGCCAGCUGCCAACUCACCCAAAAAAAUGUAUGUUUCAACCAGUGCCCUGUAAAUAUUCUAAAGUCGGGUGUAAAGUUCGGCCUCUACGCAAAGACCUCAAGAAGCACGAGGAAGAUGACCAACUACACCUUCGAGUUACUACAGAAACAGUGCUCGAACUAAAGAAAAUACUUCCCAAACCCGUUACCCCAGUGACCUUCAGAGUCACAGAUUUUGACAAGAGCAAAACAGACAAUGAUGUAAUCUACAGUCCUUCGUUCUACACUUCCAAAAAUGGGUACAAAAUGUGUUUAAGAAUUUAUGUCAACGGCAAUAGUACUGGCAAGGGCACACAUGUCUCUGUGUUCACAUGCCUUUUGAUAGGUGAAUAUGACGACUACCUGACCUGGCCGUUCACUGGGACAUUUACCAUUGAGCUUCUAAAUCAGUUAGAGAAUCAGAACCAUCACCAUGAGAUGCUUACAAUACCAGCAGACAAAUUCAGUGAAAAGGUUUUGAAAGAAGAGAGAAGAGGACGGGGAUAUCCUGAAUUUAUCUCACACACAGACCUAGCCAAACAGUCGCAGUGCCAGUACCUCAAAGAUAACACUUUGAUUUUUCGAGUAUCUGUAGUAAAUGUACCAGAUUACAAACAACAUCUUGAAUGUAUUAACUAAUGCUUUAUGUACACGUUUAUUAUC